Eutrema salsugineum is the source of this 701-nucleotide messenger RNA. RefSeq lists its product as uncharacterized. The coding region runs from base 152 to 559 and encodes 135 amino acids. The transcript has 4 exons. Lineage: Eukaryota; Viridiplantae; Streptophyta; Magnoliopsida; Brassicales; Brassicaceae. The record is from RefSeq and is a predicted model, not a curated record.
AACUAUCAUUAUCCAUUUCUCUUUCUUGUUCUCACUCAACAAAUCAAUAACAUCCUUAUUUUUCUCAAGGACUCUACUCUCUCUCUCUCGAAAACUCAUUGAAAUAUAUAUAUUUUUAUUUUAAAUUACUAACUAUAUAUAUCGAUCAUCAAUGGAUAUCAGGAAAACCAAAGCUGCGGCCUCACCUUCGUCGUCUUCUUCAUUUGAUCAUCUGUUUGGUCCAAAAGGAUCAGCCUCUGCUUCUUCUGCAUCUUCUUGUUCAACUAUACUUGACUCCAUUUUCCCUCCUCCAGUAGCAAGGAAGAAGGGAAAUCACACUGCUUCUGAAGUUCAAAGCAACAUCUCCCAAACUACUGAUGAGAGAAGCAGCCAUGAAAAGAGAGAAGCUUCGUAUUUCAGCUCCUCCAUUUACUACGGAGGCCAGCAACACUAUUCACCUCCACGAACCGAUGGCUCCUCCGCUUCUCCGUCUCAUCACCCCAAAGAAACCGAUGAUCGCACUGACACAACCCCCUCUGCUUCCAGAGGAAAUUGGUGGAAAGGUUCUUUGUAUUACUAAGAUCAACCUAAUGGUCCACUUGGUUUCCGCAAAGGCCAUAUAUAUCGUCUGCAUUCACAUCCUUAACUACUCUGCUGUGUGAUCUUUGGGGUUUUGUUUAUAUGUUUUUUUCAUCUUUUUUUUUUUUGUUUUUUUUUUGUUU